Messenger RNA from Micromonas commoda, 552 nucleotides. RefSeq lists its product with no specific name. Gene Ontology annotation, cellular component: cytoplasm. The annotation marks the transcript as partial. The record is from RefSeq and is a predicted model, not a curated record. The transcript has a single exon. Lineage: Eukaryota; Viridiplantae; Chlorophyta; Mamiellophyceae; Mamiellales; Mamiellaceae. Gene Ontology annotation, molecular function: N-acetyltransferase activity.
GAGGACGUCGUGCUCGUGGAGACGACGCGUCCGGACGGAACCACCGCGCGCAUCGUGUACAGCACCACGGCGCCGGUGGACGUGUACGAGCUCGAGAAGCUGUGUGAUGACGUGGGAUGGCCGAGGCGGCCGGUGAGCAAGGUGCAGGCGGCGCUCGAGAACUCCUUCUGCGUCGCGUCCCUUCACCUCGAGAUCGCAGAGACGGGCGGAUCGGGAGGAUUAGGAUUAGGAGGAGGAGGCGGUGGAGGCAUGCCCGGGGUGUCCUACGCGGACGCGUCCACGCCCGAGGGCACCAGCCGCAGGCUCGUGGGCCUCGCCAGGGCCACGAGCGACCACGCCUUCAACGCCACCAUCUGGGACGUGGUGGUGGACACCGAGUUCCAGGGGCAGGGGCUCGGGAAGGCGCUGGUGGAGCAGAUGGUUCGGACCCUGCUGGCGAGAGACAUCGGGAACAUCACGCUGUUCGCCGACAACAAGGUGGUGCCCUUCUACAGGUCGCUCGGGUUCGUGUCGGAUCCGGAGGGGAUCAAGGGGAUGUUCCUGUACCCGUGA